Molecule: messenger RNA, 1531 nt
Organism: Balaenoptera musculus (blue whale)
Lineage: Eukaryota; Metazoa; Chordata; Mammalia; Artiodactyla; Balaenopteridae
Gene: UBE2J2
Product: ubiquitin conjugating enzyme E2 J2
Exons: 8
Coding region: 383-1162 (259 amino acids)
Source: RefSeq, a predicted model, not a curated record
UGGUGGCAGUCGGGGUGGGCUCGGUCCCGGCGCGGUGCAACUCUGCGGCGCGGGCCCCACUCUCCCGCUCCCUGCUCUGGCCUCGAGCACGGCGAGCCUGAGCGCGGCGGCGGCCCACGUGCGGCGACGGGGAGAGGUUUGGGCCUAAAGUCUUUGUGGGCACCGCUUGACGGCCUGGCCUCGCAUCCCUGGUUGGCCUCAUUGGCCGCUGUUCACCUGCCGCGGUGCCUCGGUGCUGUGUCCUGGACGCAGCACGCUUCCUUAUCUCUGCCCGUCCGGCUGCCGCUUCCCGAGUCUCUCUGGGGUCCCCAUCUCUCUCUCCAGUCCCAGGAAGAGGCUCUUCCUCUGCUCCUCUGUUCCUCCCACCCACCUGUGACCCGUGAUGAGCAGCAACAGCGCUAAGAGAGCACCCACGACAGCGACCCAGCGCCUGAAGCAGGACUACCUCCGGAUUAAGAAGGACCCCGUGCCUUACAUCUGUGCCGAGCCCCUCCCUUCCAACAUCCUUGAGUGGCACUAUGUGGUCCGAGGCCCUGAGAUGACUCCCUACGAAGGUGGCUAUUAUCAUGGAAAACUAAUUUUUCCCAGAGAAUUUCCUUUUAAACCUCCUAGUAUUUAUAUGAUAACUCCCAAUGGAAGAUUUAAGUGCAACACGAGGCUGUGUCUCUCCAUCACGGAUUUCCACCCAGACACGUGGAACCCGGCCUGGUCCGUCUCCACCAUCCUGACGGGGCUGCUGAGCUUCAUGGUGGAGAAGGGCCCCACCCUGGGCAGCAUUGAGACGUCGGACUUCACAAAAAGACAACUGGCUGCACAAAGCUUAGUGUUUAAUUUAAAAGACAAAGUGUUUUGUGAAUUGUUUCCGGAAGUCGUGGAGGAAAUUAAGCAGAAACAGAGAGCACAAGACGAACUCAGUAGCAGACCCCAGGCUCUCCCCUUACCAGACGUGGUUCCAGACGGGGAGACGCACCACGGCCAGCACGGGCUUCCGCUCCUCAACGGGCACGCGCCGGGGGCUGGGCCGCACCUCGCGGGGCUCCAGCAGGCCAACCGGCACCACGGACUCCUGGGCGGUGCCCUGGCGAACUUGUUUGUUAUAGUUGGGUUUGCGGCCUUCGCCUACACGGUCAAGUACGUGCUGAGAAGCAUAGCACAGGAGUGAGCCGCCGCCACGACCAGCAGAGGUGGUCGGAAACGAGGGACGCUGGGCCCGAGCUCGACGUGGGCUGGCUGGACGUGCCGCCGAGCACCGGGCGGGCCUGCCUGACUCCUGGGGUUAGCUUUUUAAAAACCUUCAAAAAGAAAACAAAAACCAAAGUGUGUAGUUGGAUUUGGAGGAGACGCGAGACUCCCAGCCCCCAUUCUGCCCUGGCGUCCGUCGGGGGCUGUGAGGCUGCAUGUCCACGAGAGGGCCUCACGCUUUGGUUUUAUAGCUUAUCUCCUGUAUUGUCUUUUGGACCUAUUUUAGUAACCUGUUUUUCAUUUUAUUAGAUUUGGUCACUUAAAAAUAUAAAACUCGAUGCCUAUCCAA